Rhea pennata is the source of this 291-nucleotide messenger RNA. It is a transcript of the gene SPINK1, whose product is annotated as serine peptidase inhibitor Kazal type 1. Bases 1 to 291 code for a protein of 96 amino acids. The record is from RefSeq and is a predicted model, not a curated record. The transcript is spliced from 4 exons. Lineage: Eukaryota; Metazoa; Chordata; Aves; Rheiformes; Rheidae. Gene Ontology annotation, molecular function: protein binding.
AUGAAGGCAACUGGUGUUUUCCUGCUCCUCUGCCUGGCACUCUGCAGCUAUCCAGGAAAUACUGAACCGGACGGUGCUGCUCACACAGGAACGGAGGCAGCUUGUGGCAAUUAUGACCUAAAGAAAGGCUGCGCAAAGAUCUUUGACCCUGUGUGUGGUACAGACAACAUCUUAUACAGCAAUGAGUGUUUGUUGUGCUUUCAGAACCUGCAAAGGAACACUAAUGUGCACAUAAAGAAGAGGGGAAAGUGCCAAGAGCCUUCCCCACGCUCCGACUCCACCCAAAACUGA